CCAUCGGUCGAUCGAUUUUCCGUACGCAGUUUCGAUACGCUAACGCCCUUCCAGGGUCAGUAUCAAGCGAACAACUGGGAACGAUGGGUUGCCUGAAGAAACUGGUGCUUGCUUCACUCGUGACGACCGCACUGUGUUGUGGUGCAUUGCUUGCGCUGUGGAUAUGGCUCGGUGUGGAAAUCAUUCCCAAUCAAAUCCGCGAUCCACGCCUACUGCAAGAUCGUUCGUUCGAUUACAUUAUCGUCGGUGCUGGAACUGCGGGAUGUGUGUUGGCCAAUCGACUGUCCGAAAAUCCGAACGUAACCGUGCUGCUAGUGGAAGCUGGUGAUACGUUUGGGGCCGCUUCCAUCAUCCCCCUGAUCAGCACGGCCAUGCAGGGUACCAAGUACGAUUGGGCUUUCCGGACGACACCACAGAAAUACUCCUCCCACGGUCUAGGAAACAAUCAACAACUGCUACCACGCGGCAAAGGACUGGGCGGCUCGGGACAAAUUAACUACAUGUUGCAUUUCACGGGCAUACGGGAGGAUUUUGACCGUUGGGAGCGGCUAGGUGCACGUGAUUGGGGCUGGCACGCGAUGAAACCUUAUCUGGAUAAGCUGAACCGUGCGGUGGAUGGUGAACGGGAGGACGAGGAUGAGACGAGUGAAUGCAAUCAGCAACUGACUGGCGAAGAGCUGUAUAAGACCAACAACCACUACGCCUCAAUUUUAUCGGACAGUGACAAGCACGGUGGAAGCAUUAGCUUUUGUUCGAGGAAAACUACCCCAAUCCACCCAACAGCGGAAGGUUUGCACAUAACCGAGGUGGACACACGGGACUCGCUACUAGCGAAAGUGUUCACCGAGGCACCGCUAGAGCUUGGCUCGGAGUAUCUUUUCAAACCCGCCCGGUACACCAUCCGGAACGGAAUCCGUUGGAGUAGCUACCAUGCUUACCUUCGUCCCGCCUUCCGACGACCCAAUCUGACCAUUCUUACCUCCACGUCCGUUGCAAAGGUUCUGUUCGAUGAAACCAAUCGAACGAAGGGCAUCCUCGUACAGCAAGCCACUGGAAACGGUCCCACUGCACAAUCAGUCACCAUUGCCGCUAAGCAGGAGGUUAUUCUCAGCGCAGGGGCACUGCAUACACCACAGCUGCUGAAACUGUCCGGCAUUGGGCCGAAACUGGAGCUCAAGCGACACGGUAUCGCUCUGGUGCACGAUUCCCCGCUCGUGGGCAACAACUAUUUCGAUCACCUCAAUCUUCCACUGUUCGUCAGCAUCAACGCCACGGCCAGCGUAACGAUGGAUAAGGUCCUUUCGGUGGAUACGAUCAACCAGUACCUCCAGCACGGCCAGGGUGUACUGGCCACGACCGCCAUCGCCGGCAUUGGUAGCCCUCGUGGUGGUCGGUUCGGUAUCAUACUCUUCGGGAUGGGAAGUGUCGACGAGCAAGCGUUGCGCCACGUGUCCAACAUGAAGCAGGACACGUUUCGAGUUUUCCCCUCCUACCAAAACACCAGCCAGGAGGGUUUCCUGUUUCUGAGCACCUGCCAUCAACCGGCCAGCCGGGGUGCAAUUUUUCUCCGCGAUCGACACAUCGACAGUGAACCGUUCUUCAAUCCCAACUAUCUGAAGGAUCGGACCGACAUCGAGUGUAUGAUCGGGGCGAUCCGACUGGCCGCUCGAACGGUACGCACGGCAGCGUUCUGUCGGAUCGGGGCUCAUCUGCACUGGCCAAACGUGAAACGAUGUUCAAACUUUGGUCCACCGGUGGAUGGGUCGCAGGAGGAACCGUCGGAUCGGUUUUUGGAGUGCAUCCUCCGUACCUCGGCACUGACCGGGCAUCAUCCGGGUGGGACGGCAGCGAUCGGACUGCACGACGAGGCUGUGAUUGACAAUCAGCUAAGAGUCAACGGAGUGAAAGGAUUGCGAGUGGUGGAUGCAAGCAUUUUCCCCGCACCCGUGUCCGGUACGCCGAACUCGGUUGUGAUUGCGGUGGCCGAGAAAGGGAGCGAUAUAAUACUGCAAGGAGCUGGUGAUUAAUGUUUUAUUUCGGCACGGUAAGGAAGCUUUUUGUAAAAAAAAAAAGUUGUGAAAAAGGAAACGAGAAAAAAAGAAUCGCCUCCCCGACGGGGAAUCGAACCCCGGUCUCCCGCGUGACAGGCGGGGAUACUGACCACUAUACUAUCGAGGACAUGUGAGAAGGGCCGCUCAAAGCGCUAUAUAAACACAAUCUACGACUGAAAAAUUGAAUUCGUUGAGUGCGUAUUUUUUACCGAUUACACGUGGUUUAGAAUUAUUACGAACAUUCUUAUUACCAAUUUAAUAUGGAUAUCAACAUACACUCCUGCUAUUAACCACAUAUUAUUUCACACUUUUGGUAACGGCUUGAACCAUUUUGGCAACAGGGGCGAACUUGAAGACCAAAAUAACCAAUCAUUGCCAAUUACGAUAGUGUGUGGUGGUGUAUACGACGUAACAGAUAUGAGGUUCUCAACCUGCUAUCAGCGCAAUUCCCCGGCCGGCAAUAAUCACCACCACCACCCGGUGGUCAUUCCUGUUACUGCCCAGUCCGUCAUCCCCCUCGCGCACCUACUUGAAACUCUCGAAUGUUUUCUCAACGUCAACGACACGGUUGGGAGAUAACGGAGUGGCCACGUUGUGGAGCAACUGCGCCAUCAGUACACAACACCUCCGCCUCGAUCCAAACAUAUUUGAAACGCAGUUACUAUACAAGUUGUUGAUACAGGCGGUUUGAUGUAGGAUACACACUAUCGAUCGUCUAUAACCCAAAUUCCUGGAGGGGGGACAUUACAUAUUCUACCAUUUCGGAUGACUUUCAGAGGCGGACGAAGCGAGAUUGAUUAAAAAAAACACAACUUUUAGGCAUAUAAGUUAUUUUGUUUCACAUUGAUAAUAUAUAAUUUUCACCAAAUCAGUGUUUUGUCAGUUGAAGUAGUGCUCUCUCUCUCUUUCUUCCCACACUUCACUUAAUGUGUAUAUACUGCAAUUUCCCUUUUGCGACUGUUUUUCGCACCGCGUUCCGCAUUUGAAAGAAUACGCAAGACAAAAAAAAUAAGAAUGGAGUUGUCUGAGUGGGGGCCAUUGUUUGUUUGUUUUGUGUUGUGAGUGUUUCUUUUUACUAUUUUUUUGUUAAAGUAUUUUCUUCAUUAUUUAUGCUCUAUCCACCCCCCAACAUACAUGGGUUUGCUCCGCGCCGGCCGUAAACGUUUUAACACGUUGGUCAAGAAAAGCAACACAUUUCUUGUUUGGUCUUUAGAAGGUUCGGAAACAGCUGUCUCCUCCCCCUUGUGUCUAGAGCGUGGUUUUCUGUCUCCUUUCCCUGCACCUUUCUCUCCUUGUAUCGCAAGUAUCUUGUAAGCUGCUUCGAUGCGCAUUCGAUUAGAUUCGCUUUAGGCUAGAGAGGAUCGCGCAGAUCGGUUGAGGCAUUUGCGUUGUUUACACACACUCAUUGAUUGCACGCUUCCCACACACUCACAGACACACACACAUACACAUGUGUUUCUCACCUGUUAUCUCCCACUUUUUUCUUAAAACGUGUGCAAACAGAAGGUUCUAGAGAUUGGAAAAACUGCAUCGUCGUCUACUGAGUGUGGCGUCUGACGGAUACGCGCCACCCGACCGACCGUACGGGGUGUUGUAUUGUGCGAAAGAUCAUGAAACAUAGUCCUCCCGACAGUUUUAGACAGGGUAGAAUCAUAAAAGCAUAGCUGGAAUUGGAAGGUGCUUACCACCCCGUCCUACUUUCGAUGCAAUUAACUAUGGUGUGUACGCUAGGCGGGACGACAUUUCGCGUGGUUUUGCCACUCACGCAUCGCGCCGCUACAAGGCCAACUACGUCAUCCAAACCAGCAAAACAAAAGGUGGCAAAAGCAAACUAAACAGUUUCAGUCAGUGCGUGGAAGAUUUACUUCCAAAACAUAUAAAGUCACGAUCACAAUAUUUUACAAACACAGGCUGGGAAAAGCGUACACACAAAAGCACGCA
Molecule: messenger RNA, 3992 nt
Organism: Anopheles coluzzii
Lineage: Eukaryota; Metazoa; Arthropoda; Insecta; Diptera; Culicidae
Gene: ninaG
Product: neither inactivation nor afterpotential protein G
Molecular function (GO): oxidoreductase activity, acting on CH-OH group of donors; flavin adenine dinucleotide binding
Source: RefSeq, a predicted model, not a curated record